Messenger RNA from Musa acuminata AAA Group (dessert banana), 684 nucleotides. RefSeq lists its product as uncharacterized. Lineage: Eukaryota; Viridiplantae; Streptophyta; Magnoliopsida; Zingiberales; Musaceae. The coding region runs from base 90 to 551 and encodes 153 amino acids. The record is from RefSeq and is a predicted model, not a curated record. The transcript has 3 exons.
CAGAUGAUAUGAUAUGAUAUCGUGCUCAUAUUGAUGUGUCAUUGGAAUGUGGAUCUAUAUCUCAUGUUCCAUUGUAGUCUUGAGCAAGAAUGAAGUUUGAUGACAUGGUUGUAUUGUGGGAAGAAGUCGUGGCAUACAAGCAAAGCAUUGCUGUGGAUAACGCUGUGGAAGAUGCUUUCUUCCUUCUUUCCAGUUGCAUGGGAACGAACAUAUGGCAGCGAGCAGCUGAUCAAAGAACUCUGGGUGGAAAUGACGAGGCCCGGCGACUACCUCAGCUCCUAAAAGCUCAACCACUUCAGGGAUUAAAUGUGACUGUGAAGGAAAGAGGGGAGAAUAAAGAGCACUUGGAUGAGGGGACGAGCAUAAGCCACUCGGGGAAGGGAAGUGGUGCAGGGAAAGGAGGUGGGAAGGGCGCCGGCGGUGGCUCACAGACGCUCCGCCAACCAAGGGACCAGCGAAACAGCUCGGCGUCCAGCUGGCGGUGGCCGCGGUCCUCUCUCACUUUACUCGUCGGUGGGUUGCUCCUCCUCUUCCUGCACUCCUGCGGUUGAAGUCGAACAAGACGAUGAUGACGAUGAUGCUGAUGAGAGUGCUUGUUGUCAUGCAGGCAUGUAAUGUCUUUCAACAGUUCUUGUCGAAAUAAAUCCUAUGAUUAAAGGCAUAGCCUGGAUCAUGGUGGAUGGA